Peniophora sp. CBMAI 1063 is the source of this 1569-nucleotide messenger RNA. The record is from the annotation of a GenBank genome assembly. Lineage: Eukaryota; Fungi; Basidiomycota; Agaricomycetes; Russulales; Peniophoraceae.
AUGCUUUCUUCUUUCUCUAUUCCUUCCCUUCUUCUUUUGGGUUCAGGAACUCUUGCUGCGACUGUUAGCAAGAAGCUCACUAUCGGCAAUGCGGAGCUCAGUCCAGAUGGCUUCAAGCGAACCGGUGUCACUGUCAAUGGUCAAUUCCCUGGACCACUCAUAACGGCCAACGUCGGUGACACUUUCGAACUCACCGUCGCCGACGACUUGAAAGACGAGUCUCUCGCCCUUGUAACUUCGGUUCACUGGCACGGUUUCUUUCAACAUGGAACGAACGAAAUGGAUGGAGUGGCUACUGUGAACCAAUGUCCCAUUGUACCCGGCAAAGAGUUCACCUAUAAGUUCGAUGUGACCGACCAAGCCGGAACUUACUGGUAUCACUCACAUUACUCUACCCAAUACUGCGAUGGACUUCGUGGCCCUCUUGUUGUUUACGACCCUCAUGACCCGCACAAACAUCUAUACGAAGUUGACAAUGAAGAGACGAUCAUUACCCUCAGCGACUGGUAUCACUUUGCUUCUCCCCAGGCACCGGCCAUUGUUUACUUCAAUAGCACGCUCAUUAACGGAAAAGGCCGCUACAUUGACCCGGUUGGAGAGAACCUUGGCCAUGAUCUCGCUGUCAUCAACGUCGAGUACGGCACGAAGUAUCGCAUGCGCUUAAUCUCCAUGUCGUGCGAUCCGAACUUCAUCUUUUCCAUUGACAACCAUGACAUGACGGUCAUUGAAGCUGAUGGUUCCAACGUUGAACCGCUCAAGGUAGACUCAAUCCAGAUCUACGCAGGACAGCGCUACUCCUUCGUGCUUGAUGCCAACCAGAAGCCGGACAACUACUGGAUCCACGCUCUGCCUCAGUCUUCUAGCAACAACCCCAACGCUACCACGUUCGAGCAUGGCCUUAACUCAGCUAUACUCCGCUACAAAGGAGCCCACGACGAAGAGCCGCAUGCCAAAGAUAACGCCACCACGCCUUCGCGCCUUCCCCUCGUUGAAACCAACCUUCACCCGCUCGUACCCACCCCGCCUCCGCAGGUCGCAGACAAGACCAUCCCCCUUCAGAUCUCCUUGAACGGCAGCUUCUUCGUCAACAAUCACACGUACACCCCGCCGGAGACGCCCGUUCUCCUUCAGAUCCUUGGCGGCAAUAAGACUGCACAGAGCCUCGUACCCGAGGGUAGCAUCUACGAGCUUGAGCCCAACACGGUCGUUGACCUGAUCAUACCCGGUGGCUCUCUCGGCGGACCUCACCCGAUGCAUCUCCACGGCCACCAAUUCUGGGUUCUUCGCAGCGCUGGCAACUCCUCCCUCAACCUCGUAGACCCCGUUCUUCGUGAUGUAGUCAGCGCCGGCAACUCUACCGACGACGAGGUCACCAUCCGGUUCAAGACGGACAAUGCUGGUCCUUGGAUUCUCCACUGCCAUAUCGACUGGCACUUGAACAAUGGCCUCGCCGUCGUCAUGGCUGAGAACAUCGACCAGGCUGCCUCCUCUAACCCUGUACCGUCUUCUUGGGAUGCCCUCUGCCCUGCAUACGACGAGUUCGUCGCUGAGCACCCCAAUGCUUACUAA